Carya illinoinensis is the source of this 1418-nucleotide messenger RNA. RefSeq lists its product as uncharacterized. The coding region runs from base 701 to 1192 and encodes 163 amino acids. The transcript has 3 exons. The record is from RefSeq and is a predicted model, not a curated record. NCBI's taxonomy places the organism in Eukaryota, Viridiplantae, Streptophyta, Magnoliopsida, Fagales, Juglandaceae.
ACUGACGGUUGGUCAGAGAUGGGGGUGGUGUGAUCUUGGGCGUCGGACUGAGAUGGUGGCAGUGGAGGAAUUUGCAAUGAGGAAGAGGAAGGGCUUCGUCACUUGAACCGCUCUUGGGCGAAAAUAGUGAGGCUGCUUUCAACGUUCCUGUGUGGUGGAGUCUACUUCUCUUAGAGCAUUGGCCAUUGCCAUAUGCAAGUGUAAAAUAGAUAAAAUUUAUAUAAUAAUUAUCUGCAAUGGCCUAGUCAAACUUUAAAAGUUUGACAUAAAUGCUAUAGUAAUUAUAAGCUGCUCGCCAGACUUGGAGAGCUACUGUAUCGAGUCCAUCGAUUAUAUUUAUUAUUUUUCUUCUACCCGCUCUCCCUUCUUUCCCUCAGUUUCUCGUUUUCCCCAACAUCACAAUAUUUCCUCUUGACUUCUCCCGAAUGAAGUGCUUCUCCCAUUCGGCCUUCUUCGUCAGCCACAGCCUCGAAUCAGGUCCACCGGUCGCCUUCUCCAGCAGACGCCUUCGUCUUCGAGCUGUCGACACCAGGUCGAAUCACUUGGAAGGCAUUGGCUUGCUCCACGAUUGGAAGGCAUCGGCUUGCUCCACGAUUCACGCCGACAGUUCUUCCUCCACAAAUCCGACACUACGGUCGCAUCUGUUUGGAUUGAGAAAGCGAAGGUGUUAUACAAAGAGAUUGUUGGGAGUAAUUUCACAAUGGAGUACUGUUGGUGUCUUCUUAGACACCAAUCAAAAUGGCAGCAACACAUCUCCACCGUUGGUAAGAAGAGAAAGUCACCUGAAAAAGUGACUAAUGUUGUUGAUGUUGACCAAGCUGAGGAGGACAUAGAGGUUCUUGCUGAGAGACCUCCAGGCAAAAAAGCUGAGAAAGAAAGGGAGAGGAAGCGGAAGUCUAUGGAAGGCAACGAUAGUGAGAUCAAGACUGCUUUGGCCAAAAUGAUCGAUAAUCGAGUGACGACCAUGGAAAAGCGUAAAAAUGCGACUCUGAAGGCAGACCUAGAAAGAUCAACAGCAUUUGAACUUAAAAAAAAGAAAUGGGAGGCAAAGAUGAUGUUGCUAGAUCUAAGUGGCCUGAAUGCCAUGCAACAAGAAUAUUUUGACUAUAUUCAAUGGAAAAUUUAUGAGGAAUGGAGGAAGGAUAUCGGGGGUACAUCUACAUCUCCUUCGACACCUUAUGGAUGUGUCUAAUGUUGGUAGCUUUGAUUUUUUUUUUUGAGAUUAUUAGUGGUUGCCCAGCCACAUGUAGGCUGGAUAAACAUGUGGCUGGGUAGCAACUAAAUUAAUCUACUGAUUAAUGGAAUGUUUUGUAAAUUUCUAGACUGUUUUUGGUAGGAUUGUGGACUGUUUUAUAAAUUUCUAGACUGUUUUUGGUAGGAUUGUGGACUAUUUUGAUAAUAGUGGACUAUUUUGGUAA